AUGAAAGAUCAAGACAUCGUUGGUGAGGCCUUGGCUUCCGUCCUUCCUCAGUAUGAUCGCCCUUGGUUCCGCGUGCCUCAUCUGCUACAGCUGAACCUCAUUCUGCUCAUUCCGCUGCUAUCUUCAUCAGUCGCUGGCUAUGAUGGCUCUCUUAUGAAUGCUCUCCAAUCCAUUGAUGAAUGGAAAGAAUAUUUCGGCAAUCCCACUGGCUCAGUCCUAGGAGUCGUAAAUGCCGCUCAAUCUAUUGGAAGCGUCAUCUCACUGCCCUUCGUUGGUAUUCUAUCGGACAGAAUCGGACGACGCCUGACUUUACUUUCGGGUGCGAUCGUGAUAAUCGUGGCCUCAAUAAUCCAAGCAGCUUCGGUUCAAUAUGGAAUGUUUGUGUUUUCACGCGUGUUAGUUGGUAUCGGUUCCAUGCUGGUCGUGCAGCCAUCACCAAUGUUGAUCACUGAGCUGGCGUAUCCCACUCAUCGUGGUAAGUAUACCAGCGCUUUCUGGACUGUGUACUAUCUUGGAGCCAUCCUGGCAUCAUGGGCCUCUUAUGGAACUCAGAUACAUUUCAGUCAGUCCAAUUGGAGCUGGAGAGCUCCAUCAAUACUUCAAGCUGGAUUUCCAAUUAUUCAGGUCAUGUUCUGGUGGGCUGUGCCUGAAUCACCACGGUUAGUCUUCUACUAG
Molecule: messenger RNA, 675 nt
Organism: Penicillium angulare
Lineage: Eukaryota; Fungi; Ascomycota; Eurotiomycetes; Eurotiales; Aspergillaceae
Exons: 2
Coding region: 1-675 (224 amino acids)
Biological process (GO): transmembrane transport; carbohydrate transport
Cellular component (GO): membrane
Molecular function (GO): carbohydrate:proton symporter activity
Source: RefSeq, a predicted model, not a curated record